AUGGCGGAGGAGAACAGGGACAGUGUGGGCAAGUGGCUCUCCAGGGGACACAGCUCAUCGUCUGUCUUUACAACCAUCUUGCAAGAAGUUACUGGAAAGAGCUUUCCCCAGAUGAGAAAACCCAGGCUGGAGAAGUUACGACUUGGCAAAUCAGAAAGUGUAGCAGUGCCUGGGAUUGCUCAGCACCAGCAGAGCGCCCUCGGAGUGUGCCCUGGACCCGUCUUUGGGAUCCCUGCUUCCAAGAGCUCACCAGCCCCUGCUGUGGACUCCGUGGGCUACCUAAAUCAGGCCCAGACCUCUGUGAGUGGAGCAGCUGGGACCCUGGUGCGCUCUGGGAAUCAGCUCAAAGAUGGCACCAGACUUCCCCACAGGCUGGCCAGGCCGUGCAGCUCUGGGAACACUGGGCUUCAACAAGAGCGUCUGUCCAUGGACAGUGGUGGGGCCCCGGUUCCUAGCCAGGAUUCAGCCUGCAGUGAAGGAGCAAGAAGUGCCGAGGCCGCACACUCACCAGCACCAGCAGAGGCGAGUGGCAGCCGCUGCCCCAUCAUCCCGUCAGCCUCUUCUAGUCACCACGAAACCUUUACCUCCAGCUUUAGCUUCAUUCAGCUCUCUCUUGGCUCUGUCGGGGAACAUGGAGAGGCGGACGACUGCCUGCCAUCCAGAGAGGUUGAGUCCGCUCAUCGGAACCCUCGGGAUAUGGGAGCUGCGGCUUCCAGCUCAGACAGGCCCCAUGAAGACCCUGGAUGUCUCUCAGGGACUUUCAGCCCCAUAGCUACCCAGGACUUGGCUCAGGAGGCAAGGAGCAGCUUCCGGCUGGAGAGGGACAUGCUUUCUUCCCUGGACCUGGACACUGGCUCCUCUUCUGCCCUGGGCCCCAUGCUGACUGGCUGUCAUGGUGAAAAGGGCAGUGGCUCAGGAGAUGCCCAUGGUUGGGAUGCCCUGCUCAGGAGAUGGGAGCCUGUGCUGUGCGAUUGCCUACAGAGCAGCUCGAGGCAGCUGGAGGUAACAUCCUUAAAGUUGAGGCUUCAGAAACUUCAGAAGAAAGCAAUUGAGGAUGACGAUUAUGACAAAGUCGUUCUGUAUUUGUACCUUCUCCCGGGAGACCUGAGGUCAACAAUCGGAACCCUGUUUUAUAGUGGUCAUCACCAGCAAGAAAUUGGAACACUGCUCCUGGCUAAUCCACAAAAUCUGAGAGGUGUUUUCCCAAGUGAUCACAAUGGUUUUAAAGGUACUUAG
Molecule: messenger RNA, 1236 nt
Organism: Fukomys damarensis (Damara mole-rat)
Lineage: Eukaryota; Metazoa; Chordata; Mammalia; Rodentia; Bathyergidae
Product: disrupted in schizophrenia 1 protein-like
Exons: 6
Coding region: 1-1236 (411 amino acids)
Biological process (GO): cilium assembly; neuron migration
Cellular component (GO): mitochondrion; centrosome; microtubule
Source: RefSeq, a predicted model, not a curated record